Molecule: messenger RNA, 1863 nt
Organism: Thamnophis elegans (Western terrestrial garter snake)
Lineage: Eukaryota; Metazoa; Chordata; Lepidosauria; Squamata; Natricidae
Gene: CBY1
Product: chibby family member 1, beta catenin antagonist
Exons: 5
Coding region: 136-516 (126 amino acids)
Biological process (GO): negative regulation of Wnt signaling pathway
Cellular component (GO): nucleus
Source: RefSeq, a predicted model, not a curated record
CGGUUGAGGCUGCGCCUGCGCAGAUUGGUUUUGAAGGUUGGGAGUGUUGUAUGUGUUAUGGUCGUGAUCAUGGUGUGAAAGUUCCCUAAAUUUGGUCUGAAGAAGUGCUAGGAAGGAUAAGAGGGAUUUAGAAAGAUGCCGCUUUUUGGAAACACAUUCAGUCCAAAGAAAACUCCGCCCAGAAAAUCAGCCUCACUUUCCAACCUCCAUUUGCUGGACAGAUCUGCCCGUGAAAUUGAGCUGGGCUUAGAAUAUGGAACCCCUGUUAUGACACUUACAGGACAGAGUCUGAGGUUUGAGAAUGGCCAAUGGAUACCUGAAUCAUUUGGAAGCAGUGGGGACCGGAGGGAGACACAGCGUCUUCGCAAACGGAAUCAGCAACUGGAAGAAGAGAACAAUCUUCUUCGGCUGAAAGUGGAUCUUUUGUUGGAUAUGCUCUCUGAGACAACUGCUGAAUCCCACCUCAUGGAGAAGGAAUUAGAAGAACUGAAAAAUUACAGCCGAAGGAGGAAGUGAAUUAUAACUUGGCAAUCGCUAGGAGAUAAGGGGGAGAAAUAACAGGCAAAUAUGAUUUAGAGGGAUCAGAUUCAUCACUUGUGAAGUCACAUCUGCCUUGGAAGACUUUGCUGUCUUCGACUCUUUAUAGCCAGGGCCCCAACUAAGAAAUAGUUAGUUCCAGUGCUAGUAUCUACUUUUUAGUUCCAGGAAGCUAGUUCCAGAAAGCUAGUAUCUACUUUUUUUCUCUUUGUGAAACUUCUAUCAAAGUGCUCUUAACAUAUGUUCAUUAUAUUAUUAAAAGAUGUUUAAGUAUAGGUAACAUUUAUGUCAUCUUCCCAAGAAGAUAGCAACCAUUCUGAAAGAUCAAAUCAGAAGAAAAGAUAGGAACAUUUCUUGCAAUACAUCUCAGGAUAUUUACUGAUAACGAAAUUAUUACUAAGCUAGAAUAUAUACAUGCAACAUGCACUCACUUUUGUCAGCUUAUAUGAAUUGUAAAGCAAGCUAGGAAGCUGAAUUUACUCAAAAUUCAUAAGACUGAAAACAUGGUAAAUUGCUUCUAAACAAGGCAGGACUGAAAGUCCGCUUUAGAUUAUGAACCCUGUUUUAAUUGAAAGUUUAUGAGUUAAGUGUGAGCUAGUAAUGUAGCCUGUUUUUGCUUUAUACAGAGGAAUGUAUGCAAUGCAAGUGGAAUGUACCUGAGUUCAUGCUGCUUGUACACAUUUUGGCUUGUCAUUCCAGGAUCCAUGUUGUGUCUAAAAUAAGCCAUUAUCUUUCUUUAAUCUAUUUUAGGUUCAUUAUCCAUGCAUUCCUUGGCAUCUAGGAGUCUAAUGUCUGGAGUGCAAUAUAUCUCUAGAUUGUAGUUUCUGACAAUGACUUGGUAUAUGGCAGACAAAAUAGAUAGCAUACCAUAUCUUUUCAUUAGUUUCUGUUGUUAUAGGAGGUAUCACAAAUGCUCCUGCACUUUCCCUGAAAGUAUAUAGCAAGCCACCACUGAGAUAACAUUUAAAUCUGACAUCAGAAAAAAGACACAUCCUGAAGAACCUUAAAAGUGUAACAAAAUUGUUGGGGCAUCUGCUUUAAUAGAGUAGUCACUUGUUCACAAAUACUUAGAUAACAACAUAUUCAUCUCAAAAAUGGCCUAUUUAUUCUACAAUUCAAAAAAAUAAGUUAGGGUUGCCUUAUAACUACAAUAAUUUACCUGUAAAGUGCAGGUAAUUAUAUAUGUACGUACGUACGUACGUACGUGUACACACACACACACACUCACAUAUGUUACCCGACCCUUAUUUCUUUGAACUUCACACUGAAUAGCCAAUUUUUAUUAUUUCUGCUCCUUAACUCAUAAUAAAUCACUUUUUAAAAUUA